AUGGCGCAGCGCCGCCUCACCGACUUCUUUGCGCGACGCCGCCCUGGGCCCCGCGCCGCGUUGUCGCGGUCCAAGCCGACCUGGAGCACCCCGAGCCCCGCCAAGCCCGCGUCCCCCGCCCGGACUCCCAACUCGGGCGGUAGCCGCAAACGCGCCCGUCCCGACAAGCCCGCGUGCGAUGAGCCCACGCGCGACGAAUCCGCGCCGCCCGCACGCAGGAGGCUGAGGCUGCCCGCCAAUGCGGUGAGGGUCCCUGGCCCUGGCUCCACAGCGGCCCCUGGUUCCCCAGGUCCUGGCUCCCCAGACGCCCUUAGCUCCCGGGAGCACUCGUCUCUGAGCAAGAAGACAAAGAAGGUUGCACUCUCAGCAAGUCAGCUGCCCAGACUGGCACCCCAGGAGGACAAGGUCCCCUCAAAAAUCGCCUUCUCAGAAUUCAAGUCGUGCCUGCAGCGGGCCCAGGAGCUGGGUGCACGUGUCCAGGAGCUGAGGGCAAGUGCCCAGAAGAAUGAGGCUGGGGAACCCGGUGCGCUGGAGGCUGAGGGGCACUCACAAAGGCCAUGUGGAGAAAGGGCGCCUGCCUAUCAGCGCUUCCAUGCUCUGGCCCAGCCAGGGCCUCCUGGCCUUGUGCUGCCCUAUAAGUACCAGGUGUUGGCUGAGAUGUUUCGCAGUAUGGACACCAUUGUGGGCAUGCUCUACAACCGCUCAGAGACCGUGACCUUUGCCAAGGUCAAGAAGGGUGUCCAGGACAUGAUGCGCAAGCGCUUUGAGGAGCGCAACGUGGGCCAGAUCAAAACUGUGUAUCCUACCUCCUACCGUUUCCGCCAGGAGCGCAAUGUCCCCACGUUCAAGGAUGACAUCAAGAGGUCUGAUUACCAGCUCACCAUUGAGCCACUGCUGGACCAGGAGGAUGGCAACACGGCUCCCCAGCUCACAGCCUCACGUCUUCUGCAGCGACGACAGGUCUUCAGCCAGAAUCUGGUGGAGCGUGUCCGGGAGCACCACAGGGUAUUCCUGGCCUCCCUGAACCCCCCCAUGGUGGUGCCUGAGGAUCAGCUGACACGCUGGCACCCCCGCUUCAAUGUGGAUGAAGUGCCUGACAUUGAGCCUACUGAGCUGCCCCAGCCACCCACCACUGAGAAGCUGGCCACCGCUCAGGAGGUGCUGGCCCGAGCCCGAAGCCUGAUGUCACCCAGGAUGGAGAAGGCCCUGAGUGACUUGGCCCUGCGCACAGCUGAGCCCAGCAGCCCCCGGUCCUCCAGUCCAGUGCUGCCGGCCACUCCCCCGGCCACUCCCCCGGCUCCCCUCAAGGGGGUGUCCCAGGACCUGUUGGAGAGGAUCCGGGCCAAGGAGGUGCAGAAGCAGCUGGCACAGAUGACGCGGCGCCCAGAGCAGGAGCAGAGGUUGCAGCGGCUUGAGCGGCUGCCUGAGCUGGCCCGGGUGCUGCGUAGCAUUUUUGUGUCUGAGCGCAAGCCAGCACUCACCAUGGAGGUGGCCUGUGCCAGGAUGGUGAGCAGCUACCGCGUGGCCAUGAGCCCAGGGGAGAUGGAGAAACAUGUGCAGCUCCUCUCUGAGCUGCUGCCAGACUGGCUUAGCCUCCACCGCAUUCGCACUGACAUCUAUGUCAAGCUGGACAAAGCUGCUGACCUGGCACGUGUCACUGAGCGGCUGGCUUGUCUCACCCGUGCAGAAGAGGUGCUGCGAGCCUGAUGGCUGCACACCAACACGUAUGUGGGCUCAAGGCCUGGGCCUGGCCCAGGAUGCCUGUUUUAUUCUCUAAGAACAUGAUGCACUUUGCUCUCCCAUUCCCGAGUCCCCAUGAAUGUCAGAGGUUUUGCUGGACUCCGGCUGCAGGGUCUGGGGGUAAUUCUCUGACCAAUGUGGGUGGUAUGCCCACCUCAUAUAGCAUGCUGUCAUUAAACUGGUU
Pteronotus mesoamericanus is the source of this 1924-nucleotide messenger RNA. It is a transcript of the gene CDT1, whose product is annotated as chromatin licensing and DNA replication factor 1. Gene Ontology annotation, cellular component: nucleus. Gene Ontology annotation, molecular function: DNA polymerase binding; DNA binding. The record is from RefSeq and is a predicted model, not a curated record. Gene Ontology annotation, biological process: regulation of DNA-templated DNA replication initiation; DNA replication preinitiation complex assembly; mitotic cell cycle. The transcript is spliced from 10 exons. Bases 1 to 1707 code for a protein of 568 amino acids. Lineage: Eukaryota; Metazoa; Chordata; Mammalia; Chiroptera; Mormoopidae.